Emiliania huxleyi CCMP1516 is the source of this 726-nucleotide messenger RNA. RefSeq lists its product as hypothetical. Lineage: Eukaryota; Haptophyta; Isochrysidales; Noelaerhabdaceae. Bases 1 to 726 code for a protein of 241 amino acids. The transcript has a single exon. The record is from RefSeq and is a predicted model, not a curated record.
AUGCCGAGUCGCUUGCGACUUCUCUCUCUGCUCGUACUCCCCGCCGGCAACACCGCCGCCGCCGCCUACUGCACGUCGUCCGCCUUCCCGCCGGCACAGCAGCAUCGUCGCCUGCGACCACAGAAGCAUGGGCUGCGGCAUCCCGCUGCCGAGGCGAACGCGUUCGACGUCUGGUGGGCUGAGCGACGAGCACGCAACACCGUCGCCGGCAAACCGCGUGCGGUGUGGGCGCAGGCGGCGGCGUACGAAUCCAAGAGCGCAGAGGGGCGGGCGAGGCUGAGGGCGGCCCGUGUCGCGGCGGCAGCAGCGGAGGCGGCAGCGGCGGAGGCGGCAGCGGCGGAGGCGGCAAGCCCAGCGGCCACCGCCAACGCGCUCCCGCUGGACAGUAGCUUUCGUUGGACGGCUUCGAUGCUGUCGGGCGAGGCGAACUGCGCUUGGAGCCCGCCCUUGUCUUCGAGUGUCGGCGUGGUGCUCACCGAGUUUGUCCAGAGCGACUAUGCGAGAGCGGUCUUCAACACCCGCCGGGUCGGCGGGAGCGACUACGGGCAGAUCCACGGCAUGUUCGAUUCGGUUCGGCUGGUCGGCACGCGGCUCGAGCUCAAGCCGAGGCAGGCUUGCGAGAAUGUCGAGGGUCUCUUCGAUCGCCUAGCAAAGUACCUCCGCGCGAGGAUCCCGCAGAUCAAGGAUGUCGUCGAGAUAAUCAGGGACGGCGAGAAUCAUCACUGA